CCCUUCAGUGGAGCUGGCCUCCACUCCACCGAUUGCUUUCAGGGGACUGGGAAAUUUGCUGUACAGAGGAGGAAACUUAGUCUGUGAAGAACUCUAAAGAUACUUGACAUUUCCACAAACUUGGGGUUAAGUCUAAACAUUACAAAAGGGACUGCUGGCCCUAAUAAACCUGUGAGUGUAUUUGCCGAAGCCAGUGUUGCACGGAGCGAGGCUGUAUCAGACCUCCAAGAGGUGGUGUCCUUGAAGGAGCGGAUGGCACGGUACCAGGCUGCUGUAACCAGGGGUGACUGCCGCAGCUUCUCUGCCAACAUGAUGGAGGAAUCAGAAACGUGCACAUUGCCUGGUGGUUUGGCCAGAGUGAAGAAGCAAUUUGAGAAAGACAAAACUGCCUCUUCCUGUAAUACCUUUUCUCAGUAUCAAUACCAGCACCAGAACAGAUCUGAGCAGGAGGUAAUCCGUAGCAGCCAGAUCGACAUUUCAAGAAGUAGCCAGGAAAUGGAAAGAAAUGAACAAGAAAUUUCCAAAGCACAAAAAACUGAUGUUCUUGGAACAGAAAUGGCCUCUCAUCUUGAAAAGCAUAGCAAGGAAAUAAACCAAGCUUCACGGCUCCAUCAAUAUGUUCAAGAAACAGUCAUAGAUACACCCGAGGAUGAAGAGAUUCCAAAGGUUUCAACUAAGUUUUUAAAAGAGCAGUUUGAAAAGUCUGCCCAGGAAAAGGUCCUUUAUUCUGACAAAGAGAUGACCCCAGCCAAGCAGAUUAAGAUUAUUGAAAGUGAAUAUGAAGAGACUUUAAAGCCAUCAUCGCUUGUGGCUACCUCUUCCACUUCUUGCACGUCAACCAGCCAAAGGAAGGAAACAUCAGCCACAAGAUACAGUGACCACAGAGCCACUUCCUCAAUUCUGGCACAAGUUAAUGCCACUCCUUCAGGAAAGAUAGAAGAAUUUCCUCCUCCCCCGCCUGAUCUACUUCAAACUCCAAUAGAUGUGACAGCAUUUUCCCAGUCCCCUGAACUCCCCAAUCCUCCUAGAAUACCACCAGUUCCCAAAGAAUUAUAUUCCAAGCAAAGAAAUUUGUAUGAAUUAAACCGUUUAUACAAACACAUCCAUCCUGAGUUAAGAAAAAACUUAGAAAAAGAUUAUAUCAGUGAGGUUUCUGAGAUUGUUUCACAUCAAGUGAACCCAGGAAGCUCAGCUUCAGCAGAUGUGCAACAAGCCCGGUAUGUUUUUGAAAAUGUGAAUGACAGUUCUCAAAAAGAUAUGAACUCUGGAAGAGAACACUUGGAAUGGGAUGAAAUUCUGAAGGGGGAGGUGCAGUCCAUGAGAUGGAUAUUUGAGAAUCAGCCUUUAGAUUCUAUUAACAAUGGUUCACCAGAUGAAGAUAACAUCUCCAAAGGCAUUGCCGAUCAAGAAAUCAUUGCUGGUGGUGAUGUGAAAUAUACCACAUGGAUGUUUGAAACUCAACCCAUUGAUACUCUGGGGGAUCAUUCUUCUGGCACUGAAGAAAAUGCUGAGAAAAUUCCGGAACUAGCCAGAGGAGAUGUCCGCACAGCUCGGUGGAUGUUUGAAACAAAGUCAUUAGACUCAAUGAAUAAAAUGCAUCAAACUCAAGAAGAAUCAGAAGUAACUGCCAUAAAGGACAUAACGAGGGGGGAUGUCAAGACUGUGAGAUACAUGUUUGAAACUCAACAUCUGGAUCAACUUGGACAGCUCCACUCAGUAGACGAGGGACACCUACUGCAACUCAGGUCUGAGCUCAAAGAAAUUAAGGGAAACGUUAAGAGAAGUAUAAAAUGUUUUGAAACUCAACCAUUAUAUGUUAUUAGAGAUGGCUCAGGUCAAAUGCUAGAAAUUAAAACUGUUCACAGAGAAGAUAUUGAAAAGGGGGAUGUAAGAACAGCACGUUGGAUGUUUGAAACACAACCCUUAGACACAAUUAACAAGAACAUAACAGAAAUUAAAGUCAUCAGAGGAAUAUCCAUGGAAGAAAAUAUCAAAGGUGGGGUGAGUAGGGCAAAGUGGUUAUUUGAAACUCAACCUUUGGAGAAAAUCAAAGAAGAGUCAGAAGAGGUCAUCACUGAAAGGGAAACAAUAAUAGGUACUGAUGUCUCUAGAAAGUGUUGGAUGUUUGAAACACAACCAUUAGAUAUUCUAAAAGAAGUUCCUAACACAGACCCUAUAAGAUCUGAAGAGAUAAUAGGGGGUGAUGUACAAACUACUAAGCAUCUAUUUGAAACACUUCCAAUAGAGGCUUUAAAAGACAGCCCUGAUGUAGGAAAACUUGAAAAAAUUACUGCUUCUGAAAAAGAAAAGGGGGAUGUUAAGCACCAAAAAUGGAUUUUUGAAACCCAACCUCUGGAAGAGAUUAGAGAAGACAAAAAAGAGUAUGUAAAAACAGUGAAACUAGAAGAAGUUGACAGAGGAGAUGUAAGGAAUUACACACAUAUCUUUGAAUCAAACAACUUAAUGAAAUUCGAUGCAUCACAUAAAAUAGAGGUGGAAGGCAUCACAAGAGGUGCUGUAGAGUUAAAUAAAUCACUCUUUGAAACCACGCCAUUAUAUGCCAUUCAAGAUCACCUUGGAAAAUAUCAUCAAGUAAAGACAGUGCAGCAAGAAGAAAUCCUAAGAGGUGAUGUAAGAAGCUGUAGGUGGCUUUUUGAAACAAGGCCCAUUGACCAGUUUGAUGAAAGCAUUCAUAAAUAUCAGAUUAUUAGAGGAAUCUCUGCUCAAGAAAUACAGGCUGGGAAUGUGAAAUCUGCUAAAUGGCUGUUUGAAACCCAACCUCUUGAUUCAAUUAAAUAUUUUAGUAAUAUGGAAGAAGUAGAAAGUAAAACUGAACAAGCUACAGAUAUUGUUAAAGGGGAUGUCAAAAACUGUAGAUGGCUUUUUGAAACCCAGCCAAUGGAGUCUCUUUAUGAAAAAGUUUCACCAAUGACUGGCAAUGAAGAAAUUCAUAAGGGAGAUGUCAAAGCCUGUACUUGGCUCUUUGAAACGCAGCCACUUGAUACCAUAAAAGAUGACUCUGAAGCAACAGUCAAAUUGCAAACUGUAAAACAAGAGGAAAUCCAUGGUGGAGAUGUACGUACAGCAUGUUUUCUUUUUGAGACAGAAAACUUGGACAGCAUACAAGGAGAAGAAGGAAAGGCAAUCAAGGCCGUGGAAAUAGAUAUCCAAGCUGGGGAUGUCUCCAGCAUACGGCAUAAAUUUGAAAAUCAGUCCUUAGAUUCUAUAAGUUCCAGUUCAGAAGAAGUUUUGAAAAAGAUCAAAACCCUGAAGACUGAAGAUAUUCAAAAAGGCAAUGUUUUAAAUUGUAGGUGGCUUUUUGAAAACCAACCAAUUGAUAUGAUAAAAGAAAGCCAAGAAGGGGCUGAAUUAGUUAAGACAGUGACAGACAUACAAGGUGGAGAUGUAAGAAAGGGGUGCUUUAUUUUUGAGACUUUUUCUUUGGAUGAGAUUAAAGAAGAAUCUGACUACAUUAGCACCAAGAAAGCAAUUACUGAGGAAGUAAUGAAGGGUGAUGUAAAAAGCUACAGAAUGCUCUUUGAAACUCAGCCACUUUAUGCAAUUCAAGAUAGAGAAGGGUUUUAUCAUGAAGUGACAACAGUUAAAAAGGAAGAGGUAAUUCAUGGAGAUGUACGAGGGACAAGGUGGCUUUUUGAAACAAAGCCAUUAGACUCAAUUAAUGAAUCAGAGACUGUGUAUGUUAUUAAAUCUGUCACACAGGAAGACAUUCAGAAGGGAGAUGUUAGUUCUGUUAGAUACAGAUUUGAAACCCAGCCACUGGAUCAGAUUUCAGAAGAAUCGCAUGCUAUUGCGCCCACCGUGGACUCUAUUCAAGGUGGGGAUGUAAAGACAAGUAAAAAGUUUUUUGAGUCUGAAAAUGUGGAUAAAAAUACGUAUAUAAGAACAGUAAGCGUCAAUGAAAUACAAAAGGGCAAUGUUAAAACAUCUACUUGGCUAUUUGAGACCCAUACUCUAGAUGAGCUGAGAGGAGAAGGAUCAGAAUAUGAAAAUAUCAAAACUGUCACCCAGGAAGAUAUGCAGAAAGGUGAUGUGAAGCAGGCAGUAUGGCUUUUUGAAAAUCAAACCUUGGAUUCCAUUAAAGAAGCAGAGGAAAGCAUCACAAAAAUCACCAAGGAAGAAAUCCCUCCUUCUGAUGUUAAGACAACUACGUGGCUCUUUGAAACUACACCCCUUCAUGAAUUUACUGAAAACAGGGUAGAAAAGGUGGAAAUUAUUGGCAAGAGCAUUAAAGAAACCUUAGAAGAACUUUACUCGCAAAAAGUUAUUGAGGCUCCUGGCAUCAUCAUUGAAGCGGACGAGGUUGGGGACGUUCGAAUGGCAAAAUACAAGCUCAUGAAUCAAGCAUCUCCUGAGGUACAGAAAGAAGAAAUUAUCAGAGUUGAUAUCAAAAAUAUAAUGGUGAACCUACUUUCCAAAAGAGACUGUACAAAAAGAGAGAUUUUGGUUAGUGAGGAAGAGAAGGGAAAUGUUAAUUUGACCAAAACUCAAUUAUUAAACAGAUCAACAGAGUUUCAUGCUGAAAAAGAAGAGAUAGUGAGUGGUGAUGUACAACAAGCAAUAAAAAAUCUGUUCUCCCAGAAAAGUUCUGUAAAGAAAGGCAUUUUAAUUCAGGAAGAUGAAAGAGGAGAUAUUAACAUGACUAUCUAUUGCCUCCUUCAUGAAAAUGCUGGUGACACAACUGAGCGUGAAGAAGUAAUAGGGGGUGAUGUAAAACGUACCAUUCAUAACUUGCUAUCUUCCAUAUCAAACCAUAAGAUAUAUGAAAGGGCUAAAAUUGAUGCCUCUGAGAGGGGGAAUGUUCAGUUUUUUACAACAUGCAUAGAAACAGGAGCUUUGGAUUAUCUCAGACAACUCCAGACAGGAUCAAAUGAAACACCAACAGCUAGGAAACAAGAAAAAGAGGAAGAAAUCAUUGGUGGUGAUGUAGAAGGCACAAAACUAUUAUUAAAGAAAAGGCAGUCUCAGGUUGAGCGUACUGUUAAUGAAACUGACAUCAUCCCAGGAGAUGUGCAUAAUACAGUUAAGGUUUUUAUGACAGAGCCUCCGAGUACAUCUAGUAAGAUACCCAAAGAAGAAAUUUUGAGAGGUGAUUUGAAAUCAACCCUAAAUUCCCUCAGCCAGGCUAUCAAUCAGAAAACAACAGCUAAAACAGAAGAAAUUAUAAAAGGUGACAUGCUGACUACACUCAAGUCACUUAAUGAAUCAAGCCAGAAAUGGAAAGGAUCUAAGCAGCCUGAUGUUGUCCCUGGGGAUAUCGAGAAAACCAUCGAAUACCUUGAAAAGACUGCAAAUACGAGGACAGAAAUCCUGAAAAAGGAGCUUCUCCGAGAUGACCUUGAAGCAUCGUUAAGGAAUCUUAAAGACACACACAAAGCUUUCAAAGAAGUAAAUAAAAAAUGUAUAAUCAAAGAAGAUGUGCAAUCUGUGAUGGUAGGAUCUAAAGAAGAGCAGAAAACUGAGAUUCAUCAGGAGGCUGUCCAGAGGGACAAAAAAAGCAUUCUUCAGCCAAGACCAGGACCAUUUGAGCCAGCAUCCAGAUGGCAGGGGGAAAAGGACCUUCCCAAUCGUACUACAGGUAGAUCUGGUCAUGGGGAUUUAACAGAAGAAAGAACCGAGGCAAAUCUUCCCAAAGCCCCCAAAGGCACUGUCAAGAUUGUCGUAGAUCGUGAACAAAACAAUGAUGCUCUUGAGAAAAACCUGAGAAGGCUAUCUAAUUCACACCACAAAUCUACUAAAAAGGUGCUGGAAUCAGGGGACAGAAUGGGUGUUUGGACUGAUAAUACAGCAGAGCAACACCUUAGGGAUGAACAUGUGAGCAGACAAUUGACUUCAACUGCGUCACAUAGGGAAAAUCUAAAAACCAAGGAAUCAGAGACAGUGAGAGAACAGAAGGAUUCUGUCUCUAACUCUGUGCAAUCUAUUGAUAAAACCAUGGGAAAGCAACAGACUCAAACUUGGGAACUGAGGAAUGACCACCAGAAGAUUGAGGCUCUCUCUGUUAAGAGUACUAAAGGUACAAAAAACAUGAACAUAUCAACAAGCACACAAAGCUCUAAGCCCAGUUUUACCCAGGGUACAGUCAACAAGAUGGUUGGAGAAACAUGUGACGUUUCAGGAGACUUUCAGAAGCAGACUUUGUUUAAGCAAGAAAUGCAGUAUUCUAAUAAAGAUAUAAAGAAAAAGAAUGUGAACCCUCAACCAGUGUGGCAGACUUUGCCUACAGAUCAAGACAUGUCAAAUUUAACAGAAGUGAAAUUCUCCCCAAAAAGCCACAGUAAAUUUAAGGCAACUGACCAAAAGCAGACAGAUAUUCAUCUGAAGAACCAGGAUUUUCUAAUGAGGACAAAUACUUCCACAGACUUAAAAAUGGCAAUGGAAAUGUCCUUUAAUCCAACCAAAUUUAACCCUGAAAAUAAUGCCAAAGAUAGUGAGUUCCCUCUUCCACCUCCAUCUCCACCACCUCCUCCACCUUCCAAUGCAUCAUCUGAAGUUGAAUUUCCCCUUCCUCCUCCACCUCCUUUACUGAUGUUGCCUGAAAAAAAUGUGUUUCCUCCUUCACUGUCCACAGAAAAGAUAAAGGCUGAAUUUGAAAACUUCCCAGGCCUCCCUCUUCCUCCACCACCAGCAGAUGAGAAAUCUGAAAGAGAAUGUCUAUCAAUGUUUCCACCACCUCCUCCUCCUCUGACUCCUUCUCUAAAACCAGCAUAUCUUCCUUCCUCUUCUAUUCAAGAAAAGCACAGUGGAACAUUCAUACAAUAUUCCCAAGAAGAAGCCUCAAGCGAUCAGGCUAAAAUCAUGACAGAAAAAUCAGGAGGACGUUUGCCACCUCCCACACUCCCCAAACCCAAAUUUCCAAAGUGGAUAGAAGACAAAAAGAAUCAUAGUCCCCCACAAAUUGAAUUAGAAAACUCACUGCCAGGUAUGGAAUGUAAAAUGACUUCCUCAAAGGAUCAGAAAAGAGUAAUAAUGGCAACUGGCAGUGAACACAGAGAAACAAAACAGAAUGUAUGUAGGAAAAGUCUUGAUAAAAGAAAACAAUUAUCUAUGGACUCUACAAGGUCUUUCUCACAGACAGUUCCAGAAACUUCACCACCCAAGGAAAAACUGAUAACACCUCUGAUAAAAUCUCAUUCAUUUCCAGCGGGUUCAGGACAGCAAAGUCCAAAACCUUAUAUGAGAAAAUUUAAGACACCUUUAAUGAUUGCUGAGGAAAAAUACAGACAACAAAGAGAAGAGCUUGAGAAACAGAAACAGGAGAGUUCUUGCUACAACAUAAUCAAAAGAGAAAGCCUAAGUAGAAACAUAUCAGAGUUGAACAGGGAGGUGCUGUUACAGGAAACAAAGGAGGAGGUUCCCCUAUCUGGAAUGGAUUUAGGGGUCACUGUGGCCCAAACCAACCCAGCACCUCAAAAUCUUUCUCCGGUGCUAGAAAUGUGUACUGAUAACCAGAUCUCCACAACACCAACAGUGACAGUUGCUGCCAAGAGGCUCCAAAUUGUUCCAGCAGCUUUGGAAGACAAAGAUACCAUGAAAAAGGAAGUUUUGCAGAGCUCAAGGGACAUGAUCCAAUCUAAAGCAUCUUGUGAAACUAUACAGAGUCACCAAGACUGUAGUAUACAACAAACACAACAGAAGUAUCUGGAGCAACUGCACUUGCCCCAAAGCAAACCAAUUUCCCCCAGUUUCAAAGUGAAAACCAUCAAGCUUCCAACUCUAGAUCAUAAGUUGGGUGAAACAAACCACAGCUAUGAAAACAAUAAAAUCCAUGACAUUGAUGUUCAAACCAUUACCAAACAACAGUACCAGGAGACCGAGAAAACAGAAGCAAGGACUGAAUGUAGCAAUAAGCAAUCUGUGGCUGAAAAAUAUUAUCAGUUACCUAAGAAGGAGAAAAGAGUAACAAUAAAGUUGCCUACAGAAUCCACAGAGAAAACCCAUGAGAGUAAGCUCCAUCUAGCUCAUGAGGCACAUAAAGAAUUUAGAGAAUCUGAGAAUAGGAAACUUCCAGGAUGUGAAGAAACAAUUCAGGGACCACCAGUGAUUGGUCCCAAGAAAGAGAGACUAAUAGUCGAGCAAAAACAAGAAAAUUUGAAUAAAUCAGCCCAGAAGGUAGUCAAACAAAAGGUUACUGAUGCACAUCUUGAUUCACAGACUCAGAAUUCUCAGCAAAUACAAAUACCCACUUCUGAAAGUCAAGUUGAACAUAAAAAAUUGCCCCAGCCAUAUAAUAAUCUGCAGGAAGAAAAAUGUCUUAGCAUCAAGGGCAUGCAACAGAAGCAAGUCUUUUCUAAUACUAAAGAUUCAAAGCAAGAGAUUACACAGAACAAAUCUUUAUUUUCCUCUGUGAAAGAAUCCCAGCAAGAUGAUGGAAAAUGUGCUGUAAAUAUAUUGGAAUUCUUGAGAAAACGUGAAGAACUACAACAGAUUUUGUCUAGGGUAAAAGAGUUUGAAGCAGAGCCAGAUAAAAAUGGCCUUACAACAUUUCAGACACUGUUAAAUAUUAUUCCGGUAUGGCUAUUAAGUGAAGAAAAAAGAGAAUAUGGAAUUCGCAUCGCUAUGGAGAACAACAUAGAAAAAAUCAAAGAAGAAAUAACGCAUAUUAAAACUCAGGCAGAGGAUAUGCUUGUGUCCUGUGAAAAUAUAAUUCAAACAGCCAUGAUAUCCUCUAAAGCAGAAAAGCAGACAAAUAAAGCUACCAGUCUUAAUGAAACAUUAUGUAAAGUCUCUAAUGCUAAUGCCAGCUAUAAUAAAAACACUGAGCAGAAGGAAAAUACGAUUGCAGAAAAAACGGAGCGGCACCAAGUAGCAACACAUCAAGAAGCAACUACUCAUCAUCAUGUGAAAACCCAUCAGGAAAUUAAACUAGAUGAUAUCAAGGUUUCUCCUCCCUCUUUAAAAACACGGCCACCAUCACCAACUUUCAUAACCAUCGAGUCUACUGCCCGGCGAACAGAAACCUCGACAAAGGAUGAGCUUUCCCAGUCCCCUAAAAAGGACAGUUUUGCUGAACCAAGACCCAUGUCACAACCCUCUAGAAUUCACAGAACAAAUACCUCCCCUUCUCCACCCAAGAGUCGCUCUGAACAACUCAUCAAACUCAAAGACACCACGGCGAAGUUAUCCAGAGGGACCGUCCCGUGUUCAUCAACAACCCCGGUUCCUAUAGUGGAGAAGAGAUCUGAGAUCAUCACGUCUCCUGCAACACUUCGUCGUCAAAUUAAGAUUGAGACUCGCGGUAGGGACUCUCCCCCUACAAUCACAAUACCUAUAGGCGUAAAUCACACUGAUAGUGGUUCCUUCAGAGAAUCCGUGGAAGCUCAAGAAGAAGUUAGGAAAGUGGAGAAAAGGGCGACUUAUGUUCACAAAGACGGAGUAAGUUCCACUAAACACAUAGUGCCGGAUACUGAGAGCUAUGACGCGGUCGAAAUCAUCCGCAAAGUCGAAGGGCCUCGCCUGUCCGAGCACACUCAGAGAUACGAAGCGGCCAACCGGACUGUUCAGAUGGGUGAAAACUUCAUGAAUGGCCAUGAAAAUGAAAUAAACAGAUGGUUCAGGGGAUUUGAGGAUGACCCAGUUUUUGAAGCAAAGUCGAAUACAAGAGCUUAUGCAAAUGGAGAAGCAAACCAUAAUAUGAAACAAGAAAGUCAUACAUUUUCCAAGGAGGAAUAUGGAUUAACGUCCUUAGAAAACACUAGCUUUACUGGCUUUUCUUGCAAUCGUCUGAGAGAGCUGCAAACAACGAUUCCUGUUAAGCACCCCAGCCUACACUCUGAAACAAGGUCUCAAAGUGAACAUUUCUCAGGUGUGGACGCAUUUGAGAGUCAAGUUGUUGGGUCGAAGAUGACAGUCUCUUCAUCACAUAGUUCAGAAGCUGGCAGAUCUGGCUUUGACUUCAAGCAUGCCCCACCAACUUAUGAAGAUGUCAUUGCGGGACAUAUCUUAGAUGUUUCUGAUUCACCUAAAGAACUCAGUAGGAAUUUUCAACAGAAAUGGCAGGAGAGUGAAAGAGUUUUUAAAAACCUGGGAUAUGCCAGUUCAGGUUCUUCUGGGACUGAGAUAAACACCACCUUCCAGGAGGAAUCUGCAUUUCUCAGUGAAACUGCAACACCAGGACAAGGAAACAUGUACACUUUGUCAAAAGACAGUUUAUCCAAUGGAGUGCCUAGUAGCAGACAGGCAGAGUUUUCAUAAAUCCUGCUUCCGCUGCCACCAUUGCAACAGUAAACUGAGUUUGGGAAAUUAUGCAUCACUUCAUGGACAAAUAUAUUGUAAACCUCACUUUAAACAGCUUUUCAAAUCUAAAGGAAAUUAUGAUGAAGGUUUUGGA
This is a messenger RNA of Phacochoerus africanus (Common warthog), 10348 nucleotides long. RefSeq names its product xin actin binding repeat containing 2 (gene XIRP2). Gene Ontology annotation, molecular function: actin filament binding. The record is from RefSeq and is a predicted model, not a curated record. Gene Ontology annotation, cellular component: stress fiber; focal adhesion. Gene Ontology annotation, biological process: actin cytoskeleton organization; actin filament organization. The transcript has 9 exons. NCBI's taxonomy places the organism in Eukaryota, Metazoa, Chordata, Mammalia, Artiodactyla, Suidae. Bases 253 to 10212 code for a protein of 3319 amino acids.